Messenger RNA from Alternaria ventricosa, 1005 nucleotides. RefSeq lists its product as uncharacterized. The transcript is spliced from 2 exons. The record is from RefSeq and is a predicted model, not a curated record. Lineage: Eukaryota; Fungi; Ascomycota; Dothideomycetes; Pleosporales; Pleosporaceae. The coding region runs from base 1 to 1005 and encodes 334 amino acids.
AUGCAGCCUGACCGGCUGAUCAAGGCCCUCACCAUCACCAUACAGAUCCUCAUCAGCCUUGUCCUCUUCGCCAUCGUACUCCCCUUCUUCAUCCUGUGGCGUGCCCCAAUAAGCCUCCUCUACUUCACCAAGAACGAAAAGCCACAGGAAAAGAACGCAGACCAAGAGAAAGAAAGGCUACAAGGCCUGCCAGCAGACCACGAGGAAGAAGAGCCGAAACUACCCCCACCACCAGACCUCCACGAGCGCGCCCUCGCAUCUUACACAGAACGCUGGACAGCCUUCAAAUCCCGCCCCAUCAACAAGCCCCUCGUAACCCACUGGUCGCGCGUAGCAUGCCUCUCCCUUCUCACAAUACAAACCAUGCUUACCCUUGCUCUCCUCGAAAAGUCACUCGUGUACCACAUCCCUUGGUUCGUCACACACCUCUCAGAUACGCAGUACAAGACCGAGAGGAAGAAGCUCUGGUUGAACGACCUCUUGCUGCAUGUAGCCUGGCUACUUAUGACGUGUGCACCUGUUGUGGGUUUACUGGGCGUAGGCCUGGGUAUUGCGUAUUACAUGUCUAAAGCGGCAAGGUACGGCAAGUUCAAGAAGGGUAUGGAGAGGAAGAAGGGAGGGAGGGGAUAUGAGGACCCGAACAAGGCGAGGGAGGGAGAAGAGAAGAAUGGGGAGGCCCAUGGGGUUAAAGAGGCGGUUAUGGGGGCUCGCGAGCCGGAAGCUUCGCCGUAUGGGUAUCCGGGGUAUAGUGAGGAUAUCCUCUUCGAGCAGCCUGGGGACAAGGUGGGUGGAUACCAAGAUACGGUUCAGCAGCCGCCGCCAGUGGUGGUUCAGCCUCUGGCACCAACGGCGCGGUUCGAUAAGAACCCUUAUACGUUGGCUGGUAUCGCGUCGAUUUGGACCGGGCAGAAGGAGAAGAUGAAGGGUGGGUAUGAUGGGAGAGACGUCAGGAAGCAGAACUUCGCUGACGACAUUGAGAUGGCGGAUUGGGUGGGUAGGAAGUAG